Messenger RNA from Xenopus tropicalis (tropical clawed frog), 489 nucleotides. Its product is annotated as histone deacetylase 6-like. The transcript is spliced from 5 exons. Lineage: Eukaryota; Metazoa; Chordata; Amphibia; Anura; Pipidae. The coding region runs from base 108 to 455 and encodes 115 amino acids. The record is from RefSeq and is a predicted model, not a curated record.
UGCCUCGGGGUGGGUACCCCAGCUUCCGGCUGUAUCUGUGAGAGAGGAGUGUGGCAAAUGGGGGGCUGGGGUACCCCAAUAAACGUCACUCUCUCCCGGAGUGUUACAUGGCCUCUCCGCAGGAGCCCAAACCAGUGGCCCCGAGGGGCAUGAGAGGAGCCUCCCGCUCUCCCGUGACUCCGGCGUCCAACAUGGGAAAGCCCAAGAAGAAAGGUGCAUCCCCCCAAGGCUCCCAGUCCCUACAGGAAGUAAAGAAGAGGGGCCACAGGAUGAGACGCACCCCCGAGAAGGAGCUGUGUGACCAACUAGAGGGACUGAAUUUGGUGGCAGAGGCAGCCGUGCAGGGAACGGGACUGGUUUAUGAUGAGCAGAUGGCACAAACCUGCUGUUUAUGGGAUGAGAACUUCCCUGAAUGCCCUGCCCGGAUCUGGGCAGUGAGAGACAAGAUGGCCUGAAUACGGCCUGGCAGAGCGCUGUGUGGCAGUGCAG